Colletotrichum navitas is the source of this 2025-nucleotide messenger RNA. RefSeq lists its product as uncharacterized. Gene Ontology annotation, cellular component: cytosol. Lineage: Eukaryota; Fungi; Ascomycota; Sordariomycetes; Glomerellales; Glomerellaceae. Gene Ontology annotation, molecular function: flavin adenine dinucleotide binding; NADPH-hemoprotein reductase activity; FMN binding. The record is from RefSeq and is a predicted model, not a curated record. The transcript has a single exon. The coding region runs from base 1 to 2025 and encodes 674 amino acids.
AUGACGACGCUCUUGGAGAACACUACCUAUACGGAUUAUGGCCUGCUACUAGCCGUACUCCUUGGCACCAGCUUCGUCUACAACAAAGGAAAUUUGCUGCCGAUGACAAAUCCCAACGAGCACCUUCUCUUCGAGAAGCCCCAGAGGCAAGAUGCCGCGACCCGAGCCUCUCCCAUUACACGCGAUAUUGGCGAAAGGGUUCGGGAAUCCGAGGCCUGUUUUGUGAUCCUCUGGGGUUCGCAAUCUGGAACUGCCGAGAAUCUUUCCCAUCGUCUUGGACGAGACAUUCAGCAACAAUUUAAGUCCAAGGUCAUAGUGAGCGAUCUGUCGGAUUACGAUCCAUCAACAUUGGCGAACGUCUCCGACCAUGUUGUUCUGGUCUUGGUCAUGUCCACCUAUGGAGAGGGUGAUCCAAGCCACAAUGCACAGGACUUUGUAUCUUUUUACACCUCAAAUAACAGCAACACUCUGUCUCAUUUGCGGUUUGCUGCAUUUGGCUGCGGUAACAGCAGCUAUCAAUACUUCAACAAGGCCAUUCACGACACAGCUUCGGCACUGGAGCGCUGCGGAGCCAGGGCAAUAUUGCCUGUUGGGGAGGGUGAUGAAGCGAGCAGAACAACCCACGAAGACUUUCAUGAGUGGAAAGACUCGCUUUUCUCGUGCUUGGUUUCCCAAUGCAACCUUUCAAAGCACGACGCCGGAUAUCAGCCGACGGUUCGGAUCACCUUGGAGAGCCCAUCUGACGAUAAAGCCCAUGAAGCAAGCAUUAGCAAGCCCAAGAAAGGCACUACCAAUCUUCCGAUAACCAUGAGUCGAUCCGUUUCUCGCUAUGACGACCCUGCGCGGUCUUGCGUCUUUGUUACUCUCGAUCUGGCUCGUCAUCCCCAGAUCAAGUACCGUACGGGGGACCACAUCGCUGUCUGGCCUUGUAAUCCCGAACACGAAGUGGACCGCCUCUUGCGCGUCCUUGGAAGAGAGUCGCAGCGGAAUCAUUGUUUGCGGAUAGAGUCAAACGAUGAGCUAGUGGACCUUGGCGUCCCGGCCACUACGACUCUUCACGAAUUGAUAUCACGACACCUGGACAUCUGCGCCCAAGUUCCAAGGGAGACUGUUCUGGCUCUCGCACAGAUGGCGUCGAAGCUUGAAGUUAAAAUGGAACUUCAACGGAUCAGCGACAGCAAGGAAACGUACUCGAAUUUCCUAGAGGGCAACUACCUCACAUUAGCGAGGCUAAUGGACUACACCCUCGCUCUUCAUCCUGACGCGACUUGGGACUCUUUGCCUCUUUCGUUUGUUAUCGACCACACCCCCCCGAUGCAGCCACGACUAUACUCGAUAGCAUCUUCCAGCAUCGUGGAGCCCAGACAAGUCAGCCUCGUUGUCUCGGUGAAGCCUCAGGCAGUCCCUAGAUGUCCCGACACUCUAAUUCAUGGAGUGGCAAGUACGUACCUGAGGGAUACACAACUCAAUUAUUCAGAAGGACGCCUCAUUCAAGCUGAAAUACGUCGGUCGUCUUUCAAGAUGCCCUUCAACCCACAAACGCCGAUUGUUAUGGUUGCUGCUGGUACAGGCAUCGCACCGUUCCGGGCCUUCGUGCAUGAACGUGCACGGCUGGCCUCGAUAGGCCGUGCAGUUGGCCCAAUGCUACUAUUCUUCGGAUGCCAAAAUCAAUCGGAUUGUCUCUUCUUCGAUGAAUUCGCGGAACUUGCUUCGAAACACGCUUCGCAAUUCCCGCUAAGAAUUUAUACGGCUUUCUCACGGCCAGUAUCCUGCGACUCAGGACCACUGGAACAGAAGGCUUAUGUGCAAGACAAGUUGUUUGACCAUCGCCAGAGCGUCAUGAAGAACAUGUUAGAGGAAGACGCAGCACUGUAUGUGUGCGGAUCUACUACCAUGGCCAAAGGGGUUAGAGAAGUGUUGUUGCAGACGGCAAUGUCGAUGCGGCAGUGGUCAAGUAGUGAGGCUGAGCAAUGGAGGCAAGAAAGAAAAAAGGCUAGCAGAUGGCAGGAGGAUGUUUGGAGUUGA